UCAAAGUACCUAUACCUACAUUCAUACCGGUCUCAUAAAUCGAUUUUGAUCAAUAAGUAGGGGUGCUUCAUAUCAUUCAUAGUUCCCUGGCUCACUACAUCUGUUUGAACAAAAUGGCGCCGCCGCGAUUGAAGUUGGCAAAGAAAAAGCAGAAUGCGGCGAAACUCGUUGACACAGAUGACUAUCUUCAGUCAGGUGACAGCCAUGAGGAAGCCAUGAGAAAACAUCGGGUGGGCGAUCCCGCCAAAGCCUUACGAUUUGCCGACAGGGCCCUCGAUGUUUACUCCCAGGGACUAGCCAAGUUCCCUCGCAGCUUCGACCUAGCCUAUAACAAGGCACGGCUCGAACUCGAGAAGGCCACUGAUCCUGUGCUUUCCGAGGCACUUGAGAUGCCCAUUAUAGAUGCGCUGCGACAAGCUCUUAGUUCUCACAACUACGCCCGGGACCUGGAGCCAACACAUCCAGACACCCUGUUCAACAUGGCCCAGGUGCUAACCAGCAUGGCCGAAAGAAUUGCCGAAGACGACGAAUCUGAUGACUCAGAAGCAAUUCAGAACUUGGAAAAGGCGCUUGAGAUUCAGAGCCAUUGCUUCCAAUUACAGCUAGCUGCUUUUGAGAAGAGCCGGCUAGAGCUCGAGCAAGCAAUGCGUGAGACCGCACAACAGGAAAUGUCGCCAAUUGGAGGAGUAGAGGCAACUAGCUCGAACACUACUACGGAACCUCAGAAUGUUAACCAGGAGGAACAAUGGGUCAGCAUAGAAGAGCCAAUCACCGCAGUUACACUCCUUGAAACGAUCAUUGCUCAGAUAGAGGCCCUGAGUGCGCUUUGCAGCAUCUUGAGCUCUGAUCAGACCGUCUCUUCCAUGUCUGCCUUAUCGUGGAUCGAUUCAUACUCGACGAACCUACUUACGCAAACACUGCCAACCCUUCUCAGCGAAAACCAAGAGGCGCUAGAACCACGUUUACCCGACGUAUUACUUCCAAGGGCUGUGUUCAUGAGUAACUAUCUUGAACUGUCGUUCAGAGUAUCCGCAAUCGACGUAGAGAAAUAUAGACAGGAGCUCGACGCUGCAUUCAUCCAACCCGGUCUUGAUGGCGCCUCUGAAAAUGUCCUCUUGGCUAUUGCUAAUGCUCUUCUAUCGCUGAAUAGCGCACUCGCUGAUUCAAAUUCCGAGGCCGAAUCCCAUGCAGCAUUCAGAUGGAAGAUAUUAAUCGAUGCGCAAUCUCGCCUCUCAUCCGUCGCUAGUAUACCACACAUCGAUAAGCAUACACUUGCUACAACACACUUGUUGAGGGGUGAUAUCUCCUUGUUCCUACAAAUCCUAGCGUAUCCUCCGGUUGCACACUCACAAGCGCAAACAACAACGCCGCAGCUUCUGAAACAUGCAGAAGUCUACUACCGCAACGCAAGCAAGCUGCUUGGCUCGUUCGGCUCUUCCACGGAGGAAGAGAGGAUCGCCUGUGAAUUGAAAGGUGCCGUGGUGAAUGUCUUGCAACAAGUCACUACGGAUCAAGCCGCUGCUGGUAGUAGUUCUGGCCAAAGUAGCAGCGGCACGAUUAUCAAUAUGACGGCGUCUCCACAUCAGAUCGAGUCGGCGCUGGAGUCCAUCCUAAGAGUCCGAGGGGAAGAAUGGGUUAGAGACCACAUCGAAGACAUGGUUAGCGACGGCCUUGUAUUACCUCAAGUUUUCUCGGCCAUAAUAUAGAGCUCGAGUUCAGCCUCUCGCUGUAGAGCGCAAAGCCAUCAUUGAAAGCAGUAAAAUGUCGUUCGCGCCUUAUUAGACAAGAUCGUAGACCGUGCGCUUGUGUAGAUGCAGGAGACAGGGGCGAUUGAUUUAAUAAGGAAUACAUGCCCUUUCUACCUCAUGCGUUGCACCUACUACACAUAGCUAAAACUUGCCUAGGUGCCUUGAAGGUGUGAGGAAAAUCUCGUUGUCGAGGGUACUGCCUGAUCAACGCUGUCAUCUAGAGUGGACAAGCUCAAUCCUUAACCUUAGUGUGGUCCCCG
Molecule: messenger RNA, 2008 nt
Organism: Xylaria bambusicola
Lineage: Eukaryota; Fungi; Ascomycota; Sordariomycetes; Xylariales; Xylariaceae
Exons: 2
Coding region: 114-1706 (530 amino acids)
Molecular function (GO): protein binding
Source: RefSeq, a predicted model, not a curated record